Messenger RNA from Penicillium brasilianum, 405 nucleotides. The record is from the annotation of a GenBank genome assembly. NCBI's taxonomy places the organism in Eukaryota, Fungi, Ascomycota, Eurotiomycetes, Eurotiales, Aspergillaceae.
AUGCCCGGCCUUGGAAGUUGCGCUUGUGGCACCGUGUCGUUCCAGUACUCUGGUGAACCGACCCUAACAGCACUAUGCCACUGCAAAGGCUGCCAGAACUGGGGUGGCAGCGCAUUCUCCUCCAACGUGGGCGUUCCGACCACAAACUUCUCCCUCACCAAGGGCGAGCCCAAGAGCUGGGUCCGAAAUGGAGAUGUAUCUGGCAAGGAAAAUCGACACUUUUUCUGCGGAGGCUGUGGAUCUAGCCUGUUUUCGCGGCCCGAGGCACUGGGAGAGAUCACAUUGAUUAAGAGCGGAUGUCUCGAGGAGACUAACAUCCUGAUUGCGCUGGAAUUGUUUGCGACUAGACGCCGUGACUACAUUGUACCCGUUGCAGAUGCUAAGCAGGCACCUGAGAUGCCUUGA